GUCGUCUUUGAAUACUAUACUACAGUACAUAGUACCGUGUUGGGCCAUCUUUCAAAUUGACGAGUACAACAACGAGCAUGACCCACUGCGGCACCACUGUCGCCGCCGCCGCCACCAACAGCAGCAGUCCGUGGGCCAAGGAGGUCGUGCCAGUGCUCGGAAAGACCACGACCACAACAUGUACUUGCCAGUCGUGCCAGCUCCCCAUCAACCAAGGCCAUAUCCGCGUGGGGCUGAUCUUUCAUCACAUGAACGGGUACAUUGGCCUGGACUGGCACCACUUGGAGUGCUGUGAAACCCCCGACCGCCUCGCCCAAGUCGAAGGGUACGACCUGCUCAGCGUCCAAGACAAGGCCAUCAUUCAGGCACUUGCAGCGUCGUCCCACUGAUCGCCUCAAAAACGAGGGGAUCGAGUUGUUUCUGUUUCCUAUUUAUUCCAAAGUCAACGUGAUUUACAAUACUGUACUACACACGCAAACAUAAUGGGAACUUUGUUUCUAAC
This is a messenger RNA of Aphanomyces astaci, 502 nucleotides long. RefSeq lists its product as hypothetical. The record is from RefSeq and is a predicted model, not a curated record. Gene Ontology annotation, molecular function: DNA binding; zinc ion binding. Bases 78 to 389 code for a protein of 103 amino acids. The transcript has a single exon. Lineage: Eukaryota; Oomycota; Saprolegniomycetes; Saprolegniales; Verrucalvaceae.